Molecule: messenger RNA, 8457 nt
Organism: Cygnus olor (mute swan)
Lineage: Eukaryota; Metazoa; Chordata; Aves; Anseriformes; Anatidae
Gene: C5H14orf132
Product: chromosome 5 C14orf132 homolog
Exons: 2
Coding region: 80-331 (83 amino acids)
Source: RefSeq, a predicted model, not a curated record
CGCCCCGCCCGCCCCCGGCGGCAGCAGCAGCGGCCUCGGCACCCCCGGCAGCUCGGCCGGCAGCUCCAGCCCCAGCACCAUGGACCUCUCCUUCAUGGCCGCGCAGCUUCCUGUUAUGGGAGGAGCCUUUAUGGACUCACCAAAUGAGGACUUUAGUACAGAGUACUCCUUGUUUAACUCCUCAGCCAAUGUCCAUGCAGCUUCUUCCAUGCAGAAUCCACCCGAAGAGACAUCCCGGUCUUCAAACGAUGCCAUAUUGUUAUGGAUUGCAAUCAUAGCAACAAUUGGAAAUAUUGUGGUUGUGGGAGUGGUGUAUGCCUUCACCUUCUAGGAUGUCUGUCACUCUGAACACUGGAAGAGAGGAUAACUGCAACAGUAUUUGUCAUGUGUAUGUAUGUAUGUGUGUAUAUAUACAUGUAUAUCUAUAUAAAUACGUAUAGGUAGGGACUUUGUUGAUUAAGUGCUACCACAAUCGUAGAAAUGAAAUGCAAGUGAAGUGAAAAUGCAUCUUGAAUCUUGAUGGCAGAAGUUUGGAUGCAAUUGCAAAUUGUAUGGAGGUGAAAGCUUUAAUCAAGAACUGAGCAAAUACAAGUUUCGUAUGGAAAUGAAAGAGAGACCAGCGUGGGUAUAGUGGAUCCAAAAGAAACUGAGAUUUAUACAGAAAGUGCUUAUUUUCUACUGCUUAGAUUUUUCUAGCAGCUUUUCUGGGUUUUGUCAGCUUUUUCUGUGCAUUUUUUACUGUGGUAUAAUGUUGUAUGAUAUUGUUCUGUGUUAUAGUUGCUAGACAUCUUAGUUUUCUGGAUGGAGUAAAUGGUAGGCGUUGGCUCAGUUCUGAUGCAGUACAAGGUCAUCACAGGUGUGUCUUGAGCACUUGUAUGCACUAGGCUGUGUUCAAAAUGUGUCUAACGCUCUGACAGGCAGACGCAUGCUAUUAACACUUGCCUUCCACUAUCAGUUACUAGAUGUGACAAUCUAGGAAUUGAUGCUCAGCAUGCCUGCUGUUUGCAGGAGGAGGCACAGCUAUUGCAAGGUGUGACUGGUCUGGAGCCCCUCUGCUUCUCAAAGAAAGAAGGGUGAAACCCAUUUCUGUGUAGGGAUACUGGACUGCAAUGACAACAGUAGUUUUCCUUCCAGGAAACAAAGGACAGAUAUCAUGCUUUCCAGCUUAUUUCCUUGUAAUACAGGUUUUCCACAGAAGUUAUACUUUCAUAAGCAUAUAGUCAUAGCAAAGGUACAUUGUGAAGCCAAACAGUAAGUGAUGUUUCUGAGAAAAAUAGAUUUGGAAGAAAGAUGAGACUUCUGUGCUCACGAGGGAGUGAAUGCAAGUGUUGAUAUGUGCUGGGGUGGAAAUAGCACAAAAAGGUAAUAUGUGGCAGAUAUACAAAUACUCAUGUUUCAGUCUUAGUAAGUCUCUGGGUUCUGGUGAGGCUCCUGGAAGUGGCUCUUAUGUAGCCUACGUUAAGUAAGGACUCCAAUUAUCAUUUGGAUUUGUUCUGUUGGGGAACAGUAUUUCCACUGCAUUCUUCCUAUCAGCAGUUCCUUUUAAGAGCUGUAUCUUUUCAAAACAUGCUGUAGCCCUCUGUGUUACAGAGAUUAAAAAAUCUGAGGGGGGAAAAAAUCAUCUCUGUUGGAAAUCUUUGUCUUCCCUCUAGAACAAAACAAAAUACAUAAAAUAUCUGAACUUUGAGAUAGUAGUAGACCAAUUCUUCCUCUAAGUCUGCAUGUGCUGUAUCAGUUUUCUGCCUCAUACAACUAGUAUGCUAAUUCCAGAAAGCCUCGUCUGAAGACACAGAGACUAUUUUUGACACUUCCCUGCCACUGAGCUUGAGGCUGGGCUAAGAGCUGGCAAAUGUAGAGAGGUUUGGAUUUUCCUUCUUUUCUCUUUAGACCCAUUUUCCUGCAGGGCUGGUGAGCAUUUACAUGAAUCAAAGCAGCAUGCCCCAAACCAGCAUCUAGAAUCGCUCAAUAGUCACUGUGUAUAUUUUUUCAUGUCUUCAAGAACUUACUUUUAAAGCUGGAAAGAUGCAAACAAACAGAUAGCAGGAGGGAGAAAAGGGACUAAGUUAUUCUGGGGAUGAGAAAAACAACAACUACUCACCUGAGGAAUGGAGCUUCUGUGUGUUUAGGUAUUUCACUGUUUGGAGGUAGGGUUUUGUGAAGAUGUUUGAGAAUAGAAGAAAUCUGUUCUGGGGAAAAAAAAAAGUAAAAAAAAAAAGUUUGAGAAGCACACUUUUGGAAACUCAAAUGCACAGAAAGCAAAUUCUGUCUAAUAAAAUAGCUAUAGUCUUAAGACUGAUACGCAGAAGUAAUGCUAUUCACAGUCCUAAAAUAGCUGUUUGCCCCUUCAUAGGCAGACAGAAAUAAUAAUAAUAAUAAUAAUCAACAACAAAGGAGCUGAAUAGAUUUUGUACUUCUCCUGUUCUUCUAUGCCUCUUUACCCUCUCUGAGCAGAAAGUAAACUGUUAAGUGAGGAUGGAAGGCUGCAGAAAGGUCUCAAAAAUGGAAUCAUGCAGGACACGAUCUGGUAUGCAAACAUCUAGGAACCAUGCGAAUAUUACUUAAAAUACAUUUUUCUGAUAUUCUAUUGCCUUUGUAAUUGUAUCGGUGGACUUUUCUUAUGUUUUUUUCUUCAAUGUUUCAGUAGGCUCUCUAAUUAGUUAUGCCACAUCCUGCAAGCACUAUUUGUGCAUGAACAGCAAAAUUUUUUUCACCAUGAUUAAAAACCAGUUUGACACUAUGGUACUUGCCCAAUGGGAUUAUUCUGCUGCUAAAUAACUUUGCCAGUAGAGUGCUUUGUUUAAAUUUCCUAGAAUAUUAAUCUAAGUGCAAUUAGCAAUGUUUACAUUUCUUUCUCAAAGCACUAGACUAAAUCCUUCACCCUUGAAGAAGCACGUUACAGAGGGAACAGCAAAGAACCACCAUUCUGCUAAUGAACCUGAGUGAUGCUUUCGUGUUGCUUUUCCCAAAGAAAGCGUCCUACUUUCAUGUGAAACUGAUAGUAAUUGCAGGAGUGUUGGAAGACAAUGAGUUCUGCCUCCCUCAUCCAGAUCAUCAUCAUUAGAGGAUGAGUUGUCAAAAGCAGCCAGACAGAACCUUGAUUAAAGUAAUUGGCUUGACGGGGGUGACAUGGAAAACAGGGUGCAGGCAGCAAGUGCAAGCAUUUCCCAUCUUGUAGGUAAAGAAACAAACUGUCCAGUUAGUGCUGCUGAAAUGUAUUGUCAGGUGAUAAAAGAUUCCUACAUUAAAGUGAGCAGAGCUGGCUCAAAUUAUGAUCUCCUUUGAUCAGGAUAAACACUGUAUCUUUCUGGAUAUUGCAUUCUGACUUGGUCUACUACAGCCUCUUACAUCUCCUGGGAGGCUAAGGAAGGCUAAAAUUCAAGCACUGAAAAAAAGGAGACUCAUCCAUCAUUAAGUUCAGGGAGACCACAGGGGAGGGGAGAAGAAAUGAUAGAUGUUUCGUAGGUGUGGUCCUGUGAAAUGUGUUAUUACUGCUUCAUUAUGUGAGUGUAUGUUAUAUCCUGAACUGUCAACAUAGCUUGACUUAGAGGACUGUAGCUACUCCUUUCCUUGGAGCAAAGCAGCUGGAGAAGUGCUGUCGCUCACUGAGGAGUGAUGAGUAAGUCCAAAUGCAUUCCCCUGAGCUGUUCUGCAAAAGCUGAAGAGGCUUCUGUGCUCUGCUGAGCAUUUCAUGCAUCAGCAUUAGAGCAGGAUUCCACGUGUAGAUCUAUGCUUUAAGUACGUGCAUCUAGCACAGAUAACAGUUACAAGAUCCCGAACAGAGUUUGUUAAAAGAAAAAAGAUAAAAGAAAAACACUUCCUACCUGCAGUGUUAGACCCCUAGCUAUGUUGUAAACAUCAUCCUGCAAACACAAGCCAUACUGCUUUUCCUCUGCAGUUAUUAGUGAUCCAUGGGAUGCAGAGGAACAGACUGGAUGCCCUCACAAGUCUUUUCUUGCCAUGACCCCUAGGGAUCUACGACAACAUGUCAGAUAAUCAAACUGUCACUUAAGAGUUUUGUUUUUUUUGCUCUAAGCAGCCAGCAGCUUGACACAGCAGCUGUGCAGCCACCACAGCAAGGAGACUCAGCUUGGAGCUGGCCUCGAUGAUCCUUGUGGGUCCCUUCCAACUCAGAAUGCUCUAUGACUGUGAUUCUGUGAGACUGAAGGCUGAACAGUUCUGGAGGUAGGUGCAAAGGCACAUUAGAUGGGAGAUGUGAGUGAGGCCACUCCUAGAGCCACUCCUGCUAUAUAUUUACCUCCAAGGCAAGACCUGUUCUUGUCCACAGUAUUAAUAUCCCCCUAAAAUAAAGUGAGGGAGCAGCAUGUAUUGCCACAUCAAUGCAUUUGCAAAACAGAACAGAUUUUGAAACUGAUGCAACAGUAGCAGAGGGACUCAACAGCUACACGUAACAUAUUUAGCCAUUUAAAUGGGAAAGUGAGCUAAUAGUUACCUCAGAAGUAAUGAAAUCCACUCUCCAAAAUCCUUCUUUGCAAUGGGACUUGAGGGUCGUCAGCACCCCACCAAACUGCUGAGCAGCCUGUAAUAACAAGACCCCAGUCAAGAGUGAAUAGAAGCAGCCAGCCAUUGUAGUCUGAACCCGUACAUUCAUUUGGAGCUAAAGGGAAAAUUUGCCUUUCUGUCUGGGACCCAAAUUAAAACAGCAGUCUAGUCUAUAGGGAGUUAUGCAUUUUGUCUAUUAUUAGAAGCUUUGUUAUUCUCAAACUAUUCCAGUUCUUAAUAUCCUUUUCACAUUUCUCUGCAGGCUGCUGAGAGUUAUUAAUUUCAUAUAGCUCUGUCCAUUUAUACAGGGUAAUUUUGCUGGGCUUCCUGUGGCUAAUCACAGAGUAGAAUCUGGAAAAUUAUUCAUUUUGAGGCUGAUUUCCAUUAUUAAGAGAAAUAGGCUGAAAAUCAAAAUCACAGAUCAAAAUGCUUCUAUGCUUUUAAAGCACUUAGAGCUCUGGAUAACUGGAUUUCAUCUGGCUAAUGCUCAGAAAGAAAAAGGGCAGUCAGGUCUCUGAUGGUAAUGUCAGACAUCAGGGUUCUGACAAGCAGAGUUUAGCGCUUCAUUAACUCCUCUUCUACCCCUCUGGCUUUCUGGAUGCACAGUCUGAGUGAGCUAACCAUCAGGUACAAUGUGUCCCUCCUGUCUUACAGCUUGCUUAUCCUCAGGGGACCAAGUGCAUUUAUGUCCUUAGCAGAAGAAGAGCUGAAGAUCAAUAUUCUAUUAGGUAUCUUGUUACUCAGUAUAUUGGUCAGUCAUCGUAAGAUCGAGAUAGGAAUGGUUUAAAAAGUGGUUAGCCCUUUGUUCCUGAUCUGGGAACACGCUUAAAAAAAAAAAAAAUCAAAAUAUUCAGAGGUCUUAAAAUUUCCUAUUGUUCUUUAUCUGAUUUUUGUCUUUCCUCAUACAGCCCCUCUUUGCCUUUUACCUUGUCUUUCCGACUUGAGACAGUGAAAAUGAAGUCACCACUAUCCUUGUCUAUGGGGAUGUAGGGAAAUCCUAGCAGGUUGGAAAAAAAAAAACGUGCCAUUUUACUUUUUGGCUGUUCAGGCACAAAGUAGUAGGAAAGAUUCCAGUUCUCUGCCCAGAAAUCUCCAGGGAAAUAUGUGCCUUUGCAGAACAAAAUGCAUGGCAAUUUUGUCCCAUUCUGGCCUGUACCAGAGUAUGUACACUGAGACAACAUGGACAGACCUACAGUUGCAGUAACCUGUUUUAGGAAUUAAUGCAAGGCAGACAGGUAAUGGAAACAAAAUGGUAAUACAAACCUGUCGUGUCUAAUCAUCUCAACGGAAUGCUUCAAAGGCAGGUUUACCUGAGUGUCAUCAGCAAGCCUGAUCUGUUGGUACCAAGGUAAAUGCCCGUUUAUAUAGGCACAACCAGUGUUUCCAUCUUUUUCAGAAGUCUUUGGAUCAUUAUGCUACCCACUCUUAUCUUUGCAGUGCAGGCUUCUAGUGAAGAUAUUUUUCAGUUGUAGAAAAUACUGAGGAAGCUUCCCAUGUGGAUAGAAUACAUAAGAUUAAUGCUCAAAAGUGCUGAUUAGUCUCCCUGCUAAAACAAAAAAACACCCAGGUUUCUCACGAGGUAUUUUAAAGAGUCAAGUAUCAUCUGUACAGUAGCAUCACCUUAUUUUUUUCUGCAGCUUUAUGCCAGUAAAUCUCAGAAUGUUUUAUUAUUAUUAACCACAAUUAACAAAAGUCGAGAACAGAGACAAAUAAUUUUCAGGAACGUCUUAAAUGUCACUACCUGAUCCUUCAGACUGUCAUUCCUCUUACCUUCCCAAAAUACCCUGAUGUGAAGUCUCAUCCAUCCCUUUAUAAUCUCUUGGCACCAUGUGUCUCCAUGCCUUUAUUUUAUUUCUUCCCUUGUCUUCUCCAUCUUUCUUCUCCAUCAUCUUUUCAUUCCCUGGCAUGAGAGCACAUAAGCAAUUGGAAACCAACAAAAGCAAUUGGAAGCCAACAAUGUUCUUCAGCCCUCCUUAACCACCUCCAUUGACCUUCAAAGGAACACAAGACAAAGAUCAGUAAAAUAAGGUCCUUUUCUGUAGGUAGAUCUUAAUCAUUAUAUGCCUUAGCAAACUGCAAUAUAUUUCCCCCAAGCAGAAGUGAGCUGUAGCCAUUAAUCUUUGUAACUCUAUCAUCAGUAUCCAUACAACCGUAAGGUACCUUUUAGAAAUUCCUAUUUUUUAAAUUAUUACUGCAUCAGUAAUUGAGCUUUCCCCACCCCAAAUCACUUUCAUUUCUUAGCAAAUCAUAAUCAGCAUUAAAGUACUUAGGGUAAGGGAAGGGGGCUGAAAAUGGGCACUGAAAAGCACCACAAAAGGUAGAAAAACCCCGUGUGAUUUACUGUAGCAUCACAGCCAUGAACCACUAUUCUAGUCAGUAAAGAAAAAGCACAAUGUGCUGAGCCAUGGGUAUUUCAAAUCAAGUCACACUUAAAGUUCUCAGAUGCAUGGUAAAGCUGCUACAGUCAGAUUGAGCAUUUCCAAAUCUUUUUGGAGCAAAAUGAGGUGUACCUUAAGAACUGCAAAGUGUUGAGCAACCUCCUCAUCGGUCCAUGCUUGUUCUGGUAUUGUUUGGCAAGCCUUCUGAACAGCAGUCAUUAAGGUUACGUUGCAUUUCUUGUGGAGUUCAGUCCUACUAAUGAGUGAAAAAGAUUAAACUAUUUACAAGAUUUAAGCCUAAAACUCUUUUCAGUUACUGCCUUCUCAAGAAUGGUUGAAGUUCCGGAGCCUGCAAGUUGCUUUGUCCAGAGGGACCUUUGCCUCCACCUGGAGACAACUGGAUUAAUAACACUUGUAUAUAACAUCUGCUUUAGUGGAAUAUCUUGUAGGACUAGCUCCAGGUUGCUGGUUUUUUAUUUUAAACGCAUCUAAAGAUGUCCACACUACCCUAAUAAAAAAAAAAAAAAAGAGCAGAACACUAUUUUUUUAAAAGAGAAGGUAAAGAAAACAAGACUGAGUAUUUUGAUAGAUAUGCUAGAAUGGUAUUUAAUGUAGCAAACAGUUGCACUAUUUUUUCUAUUGUAUGAGCACCUAACUGAAGAAAUAUAUCUUCUUUCUCCAAUAAAGACCUUUUCAGUUAUGAAGUUGUAAAUUUGGGAAGGAAUAAAGUGCAAAGCCUCAAUGAAGUUUUAAACUAAUGUAAAUAAAUCCAGUAGCUAGCUUUGUGAGGUAGCUUGUAACAUUUACUUUUCUGUUACCUCAUCUCAAAUAUUGCCUAAUUGUUUGUGUUUUGUGUUUUUUCCCAUGAUAAACUAAAUAGUGACACUUUGAAAGCAUCUGUACUUCUCGCAAAAUUGCAGUCAUUUGGAAAUGUCAUCCUUCAGCUCAUGUAAAACAAGUUUACAGGAGCCCUUUAGAAUGCACUGUUAUUUUUUCAUAAUAAUUCUGGACAGUUUAAUUCUCUUGUUCUUUGUCUCUGCUACCCUGUUUUGUACACUAACAGGUUUGCAGGGCUUCUUUGUAUUGUUUUUGUAGUAUAUGGGUUGGUUUACAGAAAAAAAAAUUGCUCUUGUAAUAAUUGUUCUUGAAACGUGAAACUAUCUGUAAAGAGAAAAACUUCUUAAAAAAUACCCGUUUUCUCUAAUUAGUAAGUUUAGUUAACAGAAAUGUAUUCUUUUCUGCUCCUGUUAUAUUCUUACACAGUUAUUGACUGCUUUCACUAUGUAUGUACUUGGUACUGGUUUGUUCUUUUACUAUAAUGAAAAUGACACGUUUUGUUAACAUCAGAUGGAAAUUGUGUUUUGGGAUAAAGUUCUUCAAAUUGAUGGCAAUGUGCGAUUUUUCAUUUUAUUCUCUUUAGUUGACAGCAUUUAAAAAUCUGUAAAUGCAUCAGUUUAAUUACUGUUACCUCCAGUGAUAUACUGACACUAAUAACUUGUUGCAAUUUACAAAUCUGCAUGAUUUGUCAGCUUUUGGUAACUAUCUCUAUUACAUAUUUGGCACAAAGAAAAGACAAGGG